Messenger RNA from Lemur catta (Ring-tailed lemur), 5011 nucleotides. RefSeq names its product SUFU negative regulator of hedgehog signaling (gene SUFU). Gene Ontology annotation, molecular function: transcription factor binding. The transcript has 12 exons. Gene Ontology annotation, cellular component: cytoplasm; nucleus. The record is from RefSeq and is a predicted model, not a curated record. NCBI's taxonomy places the organism in Eukaryota, Metazoa, Chordata, Mammalia, Primates, Lemuridae. Bases 201 to 1658 code for a protein of 485 amino acids.
GCAGCCCCGAGGCACCCUCUGGCAGAUUCAGCGGCGGCGACGACCUGGGCGGACAGUGCGCCGUGCGCAGGCGCGGAGUUAGACCUCGCUGCAGCCUCCAUCGCCUCGGGGAGUCGCACCCACCGAGUCCGCCUGCUGGCCCGUCAGUGCUUUCCUCCUCGUCUGCCCUCCCCGGUUCCCUCAGCGCCCUACGCACCCCGAUGGCGGAGCUGCGGCCUAGCGGCGCCCCCGGCCCCACUGCGCCCCCGGCCCCUGGCCCUGCUGCCCCCCCGGCCUUCGCCUCGCUCUUUCCCCCGGGACUGCACGCUAUCUACGGAGAGUGCCGCCGUCUUUACCCUGACCAGCCGAACCCGCUCCAGGUUACCGCUAUCGUCAAGUACUGGUUGGGCGGCCCAGACCCUUUGGACUACGUCAGCAUGUACAGGAAUGUGGGGAGCCCUUCUGCCAACAUCCCUGAGCACUGGCACUACAUCAGCUUUGGCCUGAGUGAUCUCUAUGGUGACAACAGAGUCCAUGAGUUUACAGGAACAGACGGACCUAGUGGUUUUGGCUUUGAGUUGACAUUUCGUCUGAAGAGAGAAACAGGGGAGUCUGCCCCACCAACGUGGCCAGCAGAGCUAAUGCAGGGCUUGGCCCGAUAUGUGUUCCAGUCAGAGAACACCUUCUGCAGCGGGGACCAUGUGUCUUGGCACAGCCCUUUGGAUAACAGUGAGUCAAGAAUUCAGCACAUGCUGCUGACAGAAGACCCACAGAUGCAACCCGUGCAGACACCGUUUGGGGUUGUUACCUUCCUCCAGAUCGUUGGGGUCUGCACUGAGGAGCUACACUCAGCCCAGCAGUGGAACGGGCAGGGCAUCUUGGAGCUGCUGCGCACGGUGCCCGUCGCUGGUGGCCCCUGGCUAAUAACUGACAUGCGGAGGGGAGAGACCAUAUUUGAGAUCGAUCCACACCUGCAACAGGAGAGAGUUGACAAAGGCAUCGAGACAGACGGCUCCAACCUGAGCGGUGUCAGUGCCAAGUGUGCCUGGGAUGACCUGAGCCGGCCCCCCGAGGAUGAUGAGGACAGCCGGAGCAUCUGCAUCGGCACACAGCCCCGGCGGCUCUCUGGCAAAGACACAGAGCAGAUCCGGGAGACCCUGAGGAGAGGACUCGAGAUCAACAGCAAACCUGUCCUUCCGCCAAUCAACCCUCAGCGGCAGAAUGGCCUCAACCACGACCGGGCCCCGAGCCGCAAAGAUAGCCUGGAAAGCGACAGCUCCACAGCCAUCAUUCCCCAUGAGCUGAUCCGCACUCGGCAGCUCGAGAGUGUGCAUCUGAAAUUCAACCAGGAGUCAGGAGCCCUCAUUCCUCUCUGCCUAAGGGGCAGGCUCCUGCAUGGACGGCACUUUACAUAUAAAAGUAUCACAGGUGACAUGGCCAUCACGUUUGUCUCCACGGGAGUGGAAGGCGCCUUUGCCACUGAGGAGCAUCCUUACGCAGCUCAUGGACCCUGGUUACAAAUUCUGUUGACUGAAGAGUUUGUAGAGAAAAUGUUGGAGGACUUAGAAGAUUUGACUUCUCCAGAGGAAUUCAAACUUCCCAAAGAGUACAGCUGGCCAGAGAAGAAGCUGAAAGUGUCCAUCCUACCCGACGUGGUGUUCGACAGUCCGCUGCACUAGCCGGGGCUGGGCCCUGCAGGGGCCGGCAGGGAGCCCAGCUGCUCCCCAGUGACUUCCAGCUUAACAACUGCGUAAACAAGAUUCCCACAAAUGAAAGGACAACUGUGAGGAUGACUGCGCAGCCACCACACCCGCAGCUUGGUGGGAUGCCAUGCACAGGCCACAGGCCCCCCACCUCACCUCCAGCUCAGGGGCCUCACCCCGCAGCUGGCCAAGCCCACGUGACCAAGCCCUGGUCCCACCGGGCUAGUGAGCGGGCGAAUGCAAACCCACCCUGCCUGCUGCCUCCACAGAUUCUGGUUUGAGAUUUGACUUUGGACCCUUGAUGUGCCCCAGGUGGAGACAGGCCUCACUCUCACCCACCCCCGGCCACACAGCCCAGCAGGAGGGAGGUGGGAUGCCACCGAGGCAGAGUGUGCACGGCUGCACCGCCCAGCUCCACCCUGGGAAGCCUUUGCUAGUCAAGCUCCUCUAGCCACGGAACAAUCCUCCGAUCACGUUUGGUUUUCUUCUUCCUUAUUUUAUUUUGUAGAAACUGGAUGGUAUUUUAUUGCUCUGCAAAGAUGUCCAGAAGCCAUGUAUAUAAUGUUUUUAAACAGAACUUUAUUCCCAGAUGAACUUUCUCAUUCUCUCAGACGGGCCUGGGGCUGUGUCUCUCCCUGCGUUGCCACCAGAGAAGGUGCCCGGUGUUCGCCUGCCAGCCCAGGGCCCUGGAGGAGCCGGCUUCACAGGGAGGCUUUUCUUCCCAGCUGGGCCUGGUGGAGCCCGGGGCAAGGGGAGAGCGGAGACACUCCCCCAUGCAGCCUUGAGCCCAGUUUAGCUGGAGCCAGGAAGAGGUGCGGCUUUUUUCCAAGUGAACUGGGUCCCUACAAGGUGGGACCUUCAGGGUCUCAAAGACUCGGUGGCCCCAGCCUCAUCUUCCAGGCUUUUUGUACCCAACCAGGCCUUUCUCGGAGAGGUUCAGGCCUAGCACCUCCCAGAUCAUUCCCACUGCCAGUCAGGGCCUGGGUCCUCAGCUCUGUGACCAGUCCUGUCCCAUUUCCUCAUCCCCUGGGCUUCCCAGCCUCCAGGCUGCAGGACUGGCUUAUUAAAAAACCGACAAAUCAACUUCUCAACAUCUCUCUCACUUUGAUUUUGCCAGCACUGCCCUCCCAUCCUCCCUGCAUCCUUUCGUUCCCCAACUUUCCUUCCCCAUUUCUUGUCCUGCCUCCUUUGUCCUGGCCUCUCGUGGUCUCUGUUCCUUCACUGCCAGUACUGUAGAUCUCACAGUCUGCCUUUCAGAAGCCAGCCUAGCUCUGGCCCACAGUUUUGGGGUUCCUCUCAGGUUAUCUCCCACUCCUGACCUGGAAUCAGCAAGUCCCUUUCCUGUCCUCUUACCUCCAACUCUAGGAACUGCUACUUCAAGAUUAUCCUUCCGACCUCUCCAAAGCAAAGUCAUUUUGUCUGUCUGGGCUCCUCAUGCAGGGCUCCUCCCAGCCCCCAUCUGCAUCUGCCACACAGGCACCACCAGGGGUGCCACAGAAGGCCCAUAGGUGCAGGACCCUGAUGAUGAGAGAUCUAGCCAAAGAGCUGCCUCCAGAGUGGAGGGCACGGGCCAGGCUCUCCACGGAGCUAGAGUUGGACCUCCAUGGAGCCACUAGGCCUGGCCCCUUAUGCACAAGCCCUGGGCUAUCGGGUUAACUGUCAAGUUCAGAGUUUCAAGGCAGAUCAGCCUGGAGUAUUGGGGAGAGACUGGUUCCAGAGCCCCACCAGCCAAGGCACGAGCCUCUCUGGACCUGACGUCGGCAGCAGCUGUGCCUUCUACUGCCCUGAGGACUUUUCCAAAAGGAUGCUUACUGGUCUUCGUGCACCACAGCAGCCCUGCCUUUGAAGCCCUCAUCUUCUGACAUUUUGUGGACAGAAAGGUGCCAUCAAUUUGCCUCCAUUCCUUGCCACCCCAACCAGCCUCUCCCCCAAUCCUUUCUUGCUGGGAACCUGCCUGAGGGUCCCCUGCUGCAGUUUGCCCUGCCUCUGCCUGUCUGGUUGGGGGAGGGGGGGUGAGCGUAUCCUGAGCUAAGCUUUGUCAUCAGUAUGUGAAGCAUCUGGUCAACGACUUGCCCCAGGCCUGGAGGACCUUUGUGGACCAGCGGUGGGCACCACGAGCAUGGUGGCCCUGUUCUUAGGGAACAGCCGGGGAAGGCAAGAAGCAGCAGGUGAGCUCUGAGAUGAUGGACACGUGAAGCCUGUGACCCCUUUCUGCCCCCACCGUGUCAGGAGCCUCAUGAACAUCUAAGAACCUGCUCAGGCCAGACUCCAUCUCAUCUCCCUGCAGUCACUGGCUCUGGAGGAGCGGCAGUGUAUCAGCCAUCUCUGAGCAGACCUCCUUCCCCUUGGGCAGUGGUGCUCUCUAGAGGUUUCUUGGAGAGGGGGCUCUCCAUUGAGCUGUUGCCUGGUGAGAGAGGACCCUCACUGAGGAUCAAGCAAGGCUGACCUUGUACCAUGCCCAGCUCAGCUUCUGGCGCAUGGUGGGUCCUCAGUAAAUGUGUCCUUUCUCUCCCUACAGCUCUAUGGGAGCCCCUGACCUCAUGGUGGGUGGCGGAGGCAAGGGCCCUCCCUCCCUGUCUCUGCCUCUUCUACAGGCUUCUUUGAGGCUUGCCCAAUCCUACCCAUGCUUCCAGGUCCCUGGAGUUUCAGAGUUUCUGAGAAGGGGCUCCCCUCUUGCUGUUGCUCCAUAAGGCAGGCUCCUGUGGCUCCCCAGGUCCAGUGUGGGCUGCAGGAGGACUGCCGAGCAGCUGCCCUGCCGAGGGGCCAGGAAGGCUCAUGCAAGGUCUCAGGUCUGGCCGGGGAGCUGGUGCCUCUUCCUGCCCAUCUCUUCCUCCCCCAAAGGCAAGGCUCCAGGGCAGGGAGGGCCUGGGAAAGCCUGGAGGAGAGCCUGAAAGGGCUAGAGUGUUUUACAAAAUAGACACAGGGUCUUAGGAUUGGGUUUUGAGAUUGAGUUGAGAGCAGGGAGAAAACGUGAAGGUCGGUGCCCCUAUGGGGCAGACCAGUAGAGAAUUUCCUUGACUGUAUUUUUUUAUCUGGUCUUCCCUCUCUGGCUUCCAGGACCUCCGUACCAAGUGAGGUACCCGGGUCCCUGUUCAAGUCAAGAGCCCUGUAGAGAGACCCCUCCUUUUGUAUAAGUACCUGAAUGCUGCAACAAGCAGACUUUUUUGUAAGAUUUUCUAUUAGUUUUUAAUGUCAGUGGCAACUCAGUUCCUGGGGCUGCAGCCAGCCUGGGACUUUUGUAAGAACUUUUGGGUGACUCACUUAGAUGUUGGUUCCUUCUUGCCCCUCAUCCUCUGUGUAAUCUACGUGCAUUAAAUAUACUUGCAGAA